Molecule: messenger RNA, 2364 nt
Organism: Carassius carassius (crucian carp)
Lineage: Eukaryota; Metazoa; Chordata; Actinopteri; Cypriniformes; Cyprinidae
Product: sodium-independent sulfate anion transporter-like
Exons: 16
Coding region: 356-2077 (573 amino acids)
Biological process (GO): transmembrane transport
Cellular component (GO): membrane
Molecular function (GO): secondary active sulfate transmembrane transporter activity
Source: RefSeq, a predicted model, not a curated record
CAGACCGCGAGACGCGCCGGAGUCGCUUUGAUUGCCCGAAUGUUUCAUUGUUUAUCUGUGGUUUGAUGUAAAUAAAGAGAUCACUGCAGCGGAAUGUUUGAACUCCGAUGAAGCGCGAGGCUCAAAGACAUCUCUGAGAUGGACUUUCCAAAAACAAGAAGAAACCUUUUUGACUAGCUCACAGCCAAGAAGAGCUUGAUAGCUCCACCCUUCCCGUGAACCCUGCCACAUCAUUGUUUGUCCACACCAUCUGAGCGGCGUUCAACAUCCUGGAUGAAGCACUACAGCUCUUUUCUUGAUCCUUAACUGAUGGUGUUUUGGUGGAGCUGAAGGUCAGCAGAUCUGGGAUCUUCUGAUGGAGCGGGUGACAGAUAUCCCCUGGUAUGCCGGCCUGCGCUCUUAUUUUCCCAUACUCACCUGGAUGCCCAGGUAUAACCUGACCUGGCUGAAGAUGGACCUGAUCGCGGGUCUGACGGUGGGUUUGACCACAGUUCCUCAGGCUCUGGCCUAUGCAGAAGUGGCUGGUUUACCUGUGCAGUAUGGCCUGUAUUCUGCCUUCAUGGGUGGUUUCAUCUAUUGUGUAUUUGGGACAUCUAAAGACAUCACGCUGGGCCCGACCGCCAUCAUGUCCCUGCUGUGUUCAGCGUAUAUCGGAGGAGAUCCUGUGUUUGCGGUGGUGCUCACACUGCUGUGCGGCGUCAUCCAGGCGGGAAUGGCUCUGCUCAGACUGGGUUUCCUCCUGGACUUCAUCUCAUAUCCAGUAAUUAAAGGCUUCACCUGUGCUGCUGCUGUCACCAUCGGCUUCGGUCAGGUCAAGAAUAUUCUGGGUCUGAAGGGGAUCCCACAGCAGUUCUUCUUACAGGUUUACUACACCUUCCACAAGAUCCCUGAGGCCAGAGUCGGAGAUGUGAUUCUGGGUCUGUGCUGUCUGUUCUUCCUGCUCAUGUUGACGCUGAUGAAGACUUCUCUGGGUUCGUCUCCAAACGAGUCUCCUCUCUUCAUCCAGUCGGCCCGCGGGCUGGUGUGGAGUUUAGCCACUGUCAGGAACGCUCUGGUGGUCAUCGCAGCGACGGCUGUUGCGUAUUCCGCUGAGGUCACCGGACACCAUGUCUUCAGCCUCACCGGGAAAACUGCCCAGGGACUGCCUCCUUUCAAAGCCCCGCCCCUUUCAGAGACUGUAGCCAAUGGCACGCUGAUUACUUUCAGUGACAUAGUGAAGGAUUUAGGCGGCGGUCUGGCCGUUAUUCCUUUAAUGGGCGUCUUAGAGAGCAUCGCUAUUGCGAAGGCUUUCGCUAGCAAGAAUAACUACCGAAUCGAUGCUAACCAAGAGCUUUUUGCCAUCGGUCUCACGAACAUCAUGGGCUCGUUUGUGUCGGCGUAUCCCGUCACGGGCAGCUUCGGAAGAACCGCGGUGAACUCUCAAACCGGAGUGUGUUCGCCCGCUGGAGGGAUCGUCACAGGUGUGAUCGUGCUGCUGUCGCUGGCGUUCCUCAUGCCACUCUUCUUCUACAUCCCUAAAGCGUCACUCGCUGCUGUCAUCAUCUGCGCCGUCUGUCCCAUGAUGGACUUCAGAGUGCCGGUCCAGCUCUGGAGAGUCAAAAGACUCGAUCUGCUGCCGUUCUUGGUGACGUUUGUGGUCAGUUUCUGGGAGGUGCAGUAUGGCAUUGUGGGAGGUGUGGUUGUUUCGGGAUUCAUGCUGUUGUAUAUCGUGGCCAGACCCAAAGUGAAGGUGUGUGACGACGGCGUGCUGCUUCUGGAGCCGGACAGUGGGCUGAACUUCCCCGUCACGGAGCAUCUCAGCAGACUCGUGUUCAAACACGCCCUUCACGCGUCUCCUCCGCGCUGUCUGGUUCUGGACUGUUCUCACGUCAGCUCUCUAGACUUCACUGUGGUCCAUGAGCUCACUGAACUGCUCAAACAGAUCCAGCUGAGAGAAGUCUCCAUGAUCUUCGCUGGACUCAAGCCGUCAGUGUUGAAGGUUUUGUUGACUGCUGAUCUUCCUGGUUUCCGACAUACAGACAGAGUGGAUGAGGCUCUGCUACUUCUGACAAGUAUCAGUCAACAACAACAAUUCUAACAGCCAAUCACAGGCAAGAACUCAUCACUUGGCUUUGAACCAAUCAGCACCUGAAUACCUCAAACCCUCUGAUGAUUGGCCGCCUGAAAUAUCCUGCGCACACCUUUGACCAAUCAGCACUCAGGAAGAGAGACUUUGAUGAAAACUGAUGGGGAACAAAGUUACAUAAAGUUUGUGUACAUGACGACCAAAUUAUGCUUUUGCACUUAAAACUAUUUUUAGGUAAUUUUUUUGUGUGUGUGUAUUAAACUCUGAAUCCCUUGUAAUUUUAUGAAUAUGCACUUAUU